CAUUUUUCGUUUUUAAGCAUGUAUUCCAGGAUAUAGUUAAAUUACCAAAGGUGGAAUAAUGGAUGGGAGAGGUCGGGCACGCAUAAGUGUUUUAUCAAGGAGAGGACAUGGCAGAGGAUUUUCACACCGGUCCUCAAGAGCUGAGACCAUGCCACAGCAGCAGGCACCUGUCACUGUUCUCAUGAAGAAACCUCAAGAAUCCACUUCACCAUCUCCAAGCCCUGCACCUCCCAUCGCCACCAAAAAGGAGGACCUUCGUGUUGGUGGGAUCCCAGCUCAGCCAAAGAUAGCAAUGCCUGAAACACCUGCAGUGAAUCCUCUCACUUCUCCUCCCUUGAUGAAAGCAUCAAUGAAACUCAUGGAUCCUGAGAGCUUGAAGUUUUCUGAAUCUUGUCUGGAAUUCCUCCUUGAUCACCCAGAAUGCCUAGUUGUUGGCUGCAUUGGAUUACAGGGUGUUGGAAAAUCCACCAUUCUCUCUCUCCUCUGUGGGGGAAAGCUGAAUGACUCCAAGUCCUUUCCAUUCAUGGCUGAGACACCAGAGCAGCUGGAGAUGUCAGAGCAUUGCACCAAUGGGAUUCGCAUAUUUGCUUCGUUUGAAAGAGUCAUCUUUCUAGAUAUGCAGCCUCUCAUGUCCCCCUCUGUCAUGGAUAGACUUGCACAGAAGGAAAAGAAAUACAGCUUUGAUUAUGGCUGCCUCCAUACUACCAUAGAAAUUCAAGCUUUGCAAAUGGUGGCUCUCUUCCUCAACAUCUGUCAUGUUGUCCUUGUUGUUCAGGAUUUUGUUUUGGAUCCAAACAUCAUUCGGCUCGUUCAGGCUGCCGAAAUGUUGAAGCCAUAUGGCCUGAGUCCAGAAGACCCAGAAUCUUUCCCACAUGUUGUCUUUGUGCACAAUAAAGUCCACCCAGAUGAAUUCCAAGCUGAAGCUAUCAUUGCCAUCCAGGUUAGCUACUUUUCUACAUCUCUUCCCAUUAACCCUUCUAGCGGGGUAUGA
This is a messenger RNA of Darwinula stevensoni, 991 nucleotides long. NCBI's taxonomy places the organism in Eukaryota, Metazoa, Arthropoda, Ostracoda, Podocopida, Darwinulidae. The record is from the annotation of a GenBank genome assembly.